Molecule: messenger RNA, 853 nt
Organism: Pyrus x bretschneideri (Chinese white pear)
Lineage: Eukaryota; Viridiplantae; Streptophyta; Magnoliopsida; Rosales; Rosaceae
Product: PITH domain-containing protein At3g04780
Exons: 8
Coding region: 120-653 (177 amino acids)
Source: RefSeq, a predicted model, not a curated record
CUUCGGAUUCAACUGACCCAAUAUAUAUAGCUUUCGUACCCCAAUCUCCCAUCUCUCUCUCUCUAUCUCUCUCGUUCCUGUCGUCCAAAUUUCAACUCAAACUCUCAAUAUCGUCAACCAUGUCUGCAGAAUCGGCUAGUGCAAUCCAAAGAAGCCAAGUUGAUCUAUUGGACUUCAUAGAUUGGUCUGGUGUUGAAUGCCUCAACCAAAGCACUUCUCACUCUGUUGCCAACGCUCUCAAGCAGGGUUAUAGAGAAGAUGAUGGUUUGAAUCUGGAGAGCGAUGCGGAUGAGCAGCUUUUGAUUUAUAUACCUUUUCUUCAAGUCGUAAAACUACACUCUAUCACCUUCAAAGGGCCUGAAGACGAAGGUCCUAAGACCGUGAAACUUUUUUCAAACAAGGAGCACAUGGGAUUCAGCAACGUCAAUGACUACCCAGCAAGUGACACCAUUGAUUUAUCCCCUGAUAAUUUGAAGGGAAACCCAAUGGUUUUGAAGUAUGUCAAGUUUCAAAAUGUUCGCAGCUUGACUGUUUUUAUCGAGGACAAUCAAUCUGGUUCAGAAAGCACAAAAGUUCAAAAGAUUGUUCUUUGCGGAACAACGGUGGAAACGACAGACAUGAAGGGGUUGAAGAAAAUUGAGGACGGACACUGAAGAAAGAGAGACAAGUAGUAGUAGAAGAAGAAUGAACAAAUUGGAUCAUCCAAAUUUAAAAACCAUAGUGAUCAUCUAGCAACCCUAUUUGGUUUAUGUUGCAUAUUAUAUUUAAGGAUUAUUAUCUACUUUCCGUUGGGAUUUUUCACCGUACUUGUUACACUAUCUCAAGGUCAGCGCAUACCACAAGACUUUAGGGA